UUGCCCGGCAGAGGCAGGCGACUUGUACAUGUGGGGCUGGAACGAGUCCGGUCAGCUCGGGCUGCCUUCCAAGGGGGUGGCGGGAAGCCCCGUGGCUGCCAGGGCAGAGGACAAGCGCAGCAGCAGCAGCCGCAGCAGCACCCCACCCCGCGGGCCCCAGGCAGCGCACGAGAGCCCCCCAGCUGCCUUCAUCUCCAUCCAGGCCUUCCCCGCACUGCUGGACAUGCCGGGAGGGGAAGACGUCGGCAAGGUCAGCUGUGGAUCGCGCCACACGGCCGCCCUGACACGAACCGGAGAGCUCUACACCUGGGGCUGGGGCAAAUAUGGGCAGCUGGGCCACAGGGACACCACGGCCACUUUGGACAGGCCCAAGAAAGUCUGCAGCUUUGAGGCCUGGGGCCUUGGGGUGGCGGAUGUUGUAUGUGGCCCGUGGACCACCUUUGCCCUUGCUCUGCCCCUCUGACCCACAAAGGCAGGCAAGGCCCACUGUUCCUCCAGAGGAGCCCUCCGCCUGGACACCGGAAGAUGACAGCAGCCCAUGCGAGCUUCACAUUCCUGCCAACAGGGGCCUUAAUGGACGUGGAAUCAGCCAGAAAACUGCUGUUUUGUUGAAAACCAUUCUUGCUUUAUUUUAUGCAGAGUUAAGCUACAAAACAUGUGUCUAAUAAUUCAUUUUAUUAAUAAAGUCUUUACAGUUCAUCUUUACAGUGGAGGUCC
This is a messenger RNA of Gekko japonicus, 717 nucleotides long. It is a transcript of the gene RCCD1, whose product is annotated as RCC1 domain containing 1. Bases 29 to 463 code for a protein of 144 amino acids. The transcript has 4 exons. NCBI's taxonomy places the organism in Eukaryota, Metazoa, Chordata, Lepidosauria, Squamata, Gekkonidae. The record is from RefSeq and is a predicted model, not a curated record.